This is a messenger RNA of Microthlaspi erraticum, 381 nucleotides long. NCBI's taxonomy places the organism in Eukaryota, Viridiplantae, Streptophyta, Magnoliopsida, Brassicales, Brassicaceae. The record is from the annotation of a GenBank genome assembly.
AUGCGACUCGUUUGCCAAGUCUUAGAGAAGGCAUAUCGGUUCCAGAGUUGGAUUUCUGUUGAAGAUGAAAAUGUGACGUGCUUUUUAGGACAGUAUCGUUGUGCCAGACUAGAGGAGCCUCGAACCAGUUUUCUCGACAAAGCCAGGGGAAACUUGAACGUGAAAGAGAAUCGAGAGAAGAAGAUGGGAUUACAGUUUGAGAGCUUGGUGGAGACAAUAAAGUCAAAGGUUGGUUUGCUGAGGAAGAAGAAGAAGAAACUUUACAUGAAAAUGGAUAAAAGCUCAAGCGUCAGAGUCGAGAUCCGUCGUAAGAAGACCAGAGAUCUCAUCGACAAGACCUUGAAAGUCGCUGAUCGUCCUGGCAAACGAACUCUUUUCUGA